Messenger RNA from Syngnathus typhle (broad-nosed pipefish), 1449 nucleotides. RefSeq names its product ring finger protein 25 (gene rnf25). Gene Ontology annotation, biological process: protein ubiquitination. The transcript has 10 exons. NCBI's taxonomy places the organism in Eukaryota, Metazoa, Chordata, Actinopteri, Syngnathiformes, Syngnathidae. Gene Ontology annotation, cellular component: nucleus. Bases 69 to 1391 code for a protein of 440 amino acids. The record is from RefSeq and is a predicted model, not a curated record. Gene Ontology annotation, molecular function: ubiquitin protein ligase activity; protein binding.
AAACAUCACGUCUGUGUACUUAAACGGCCGUAGAAGGAGAGGUCAGCGGCAUCCUGAGACAAACAAUCAUGGCGGCGACGGAGAGCGAGCUUCUGUGUGAGAUUGAGGUGCUGCAGUCCAUCUACUUGGAUGACCUGUGUGUCACCAGGACACAAGACAGGCACUGGGAGGUUAGUCUGGUUCUGUACCCGUCCACGGCCGAAGAUUCUGGAUCGCAGUUUGUCCGACUCUGCUUGAAGCUGACCCUCGAUGACCAGUAUCCGUGCUCAUCUCCUGAUAUCUCCAUUCACAACCCGCGCGGACUCUCUGAUGACAAGCUCAGCAGCCUUCAGCAAAGUCUUGAGCUUGAAGCUGAGUCAUGCGUGGGCUCGCCCAUCUUGUACCAGCUGAUUGAGAAAGCCAAAGAAAUCCUGACUGAAAGCAACAUUCCUCACGGGAACUGUGUCAUCUGCUUGUACGGAUUCAAGGAGGGAGAGUCCUUCAGCAAGACGCACUGCUAUCACUACUUCCACUCUCACUGCCUGGGACGCUACGCUCGCCACUCGGAGGAGGAGAUACGCCUCCGCCAGCAGGAGAUGGCCGACGACAAGACGGCCAUGCAACAUCAGGAGCUGAUGGUGGUUUGUCCCGUGUGCCGCGAGCCUCUGAUCUACAACCUGGACCAGCUGACGGCCAGUACCGCGCCACAGCUGCCUGAGCUGGAUGGCGCCGCCAUCCGCUCCAAGUUCCAGCAAAAGUGGCGAGAACUCGAGAAGAUUCUGGACAGACAACGCUGUAGAGGAGGUGUCAUCGAUCCCGAGGAAGAGUCCAAUCGCUUCCUCAUACACAUCAAUGAGGCUCCUCCUCCUCCUUCUGAUGGCAGCGGUGCUGUGGACCCUCUGCUACCCACCGCCUCUGAGCUCCUUCCCCCAUCAGCACAGCCCUUUACUCCACCGCCAACGCAUUGCACAGGCACUCACAGGCAGCCUCGGGAACACAGGCGCCACAGCUACGGCAAGGGUCCCAAGAGAGGAGGCGGGCACCGAACGAAUCACGUCAAAGGAGGCGCCCCCAUCUCAGAGCACUUGGACUCGCUCCGUCUGUCAUCGGAGCCCGCCGAGGCCCCGCCUGGUGCCAUGUGUGAGAAUCCGCAUGCUCACGUGACUCUUUGCCAAAAAGGAAGUCACUUUUCUGACAAACAUAUGGCUGGGGGACGUGCCCAGCGGGCCCGAAGAAAGGGCCCGCAGCACUCUGCCCACGGGGGCCCCUCUCAAUACUACCCCUGGGACACUCGGGCACAGAGGGGAGGGGUGCCCGGGGGUCUCCCUCAACACCAUCGCUGGGACGCUCGGGCGCAGAGGGGAGGAGUGCCCCGCCAGCAGAGGGUGGGGGGGCCAGAGGAGGAGCUCUGACACACACACUUAUGGUGUGGUGACGCGAAAUGACUAAUUAAAGCUAAUUAACUAAUUA